AUGAGCUGCAGAGAGACCAUCUCUAAUGGGCCUUUCACAUGGAACGCGGUUUGCGCUGCGCUGGCUGCUGGGUUCAGCGCACAUCACAGUGCGCUGCGCCAAAAGUUCAACCAGUUCAGCUGCAGCAGUCUCAGUUCAGCUGCAGCAGUCUCAGUUCAGCUGCAGCAGUCUCAGUUCAGCUGCAGCAGUCUCAGUUCAGCUGCAGCAGUCUCAGUUCAGCUGCAGCAGUUUCAGUGCAGCAGUCUCAGUUCAGCUGCAGCAGUUUCAGUUCAGCUGCAGCAGUUUCAGUUCAGCUGCAGCAGUCUCAGUUCAGCUGCAGCAGUUUCAGUUCAGCUGCAGCGGUUUCAGCUGCGUGCUCCGCUGUGCUUCGCCACAUUCCAUGUGAAAGCAUUCUGGAUCAACUGGAGAGUCUGUAGAGACUUAUUAGAGCAGCCUGAUAGUUCUACCACACGUUCUACUAACACCUGUUCUACUACACGUUCUACUACCACACGUUCUACUACCACACAUUCUACUAACACCUGUUCUACCACACGUUCUACUAACACCUGUUCUACCACACGUUCUACUAACACCUGUUCUACCACACGUUCUACUAACACCUGUUCUACUACACGUUCUACUACCACACGUUCUACUAACACCUGUUCUACCACACGUUCUACUAACACCUGUUCUACUACACGUUCUACUACCACACGUUCUACUACCACACAUUCUACUAACACCUGUUCUACCACACGUUCUACUAACACCUGUUCUACCACACGUUCUACUAACACCUGUUCUACCACACGUUCUACUAACACCUGUUCUACUACACGUUCUACUACCACACGUUCUACUAACACCUGUUCUACCACACGUUCUACUAACACCUGUUCUACUACACGUUCUACUACCACACGUUCUACUACCACACGUUCUACUAACACCUGUUCUACCACACGUUCUAAUACAUGUUCUACCACACGUUCUAAUACAUGUUCUACAACACGUUCUACUACCACACGUUCUACUAACACCUGUUCUACCACACGUUCUACCACACGUUCUAAUACAUGUUCUACCACACGUUCUACCACACGUUCUACUACCACAUGUUCUACCAAAAAUUCUACCACAUUUUCUACCACACGUUCUACCUCAUGUUCUACCACACAUUCUACUUCCACAUGUUCUAACAAAUGUUCUACUACCAAACUUUCUACUACCACAUGUUCCACUACCACAUGUUCUACCAACACCUGUUCUACCACACGUUCUACCACACAUUCUAAUACAUGUUCUACCACACGUUCUAAUACAUGUUCUAUCACACGUUCUGCUACCACAUGUUCUACUGCACGUUCUACUACCAUGUGUUCUACCACAUGUUCUACCACACGUUCUACAAGUUCUACUAAAACAUGUUCUACCUAAUGUUUAACCACACGUUCUACUACUGCAUGUUCUAACAAAUGUUCUACCACAUGUUCUAAUACAUGUUCUACCACACGUUCUAAUACAUGUUCUACCACAUGUUCUACCAUACGUUCUAAUACAUGUUCUACCACACGUUCUGCUACCAUAUGUUCUACUACCACAUGUUCUACCAGAUAUUCUACUACCACAUGUUCUACCACAUGUUCUGCCAGAUAUUCUACUACCACGUUCUACCACAUGUUCUGCCAGAUAUUCUACUACCACAUGUUCUACCAGACGUUCUAAUACAUAUUCUACUACCACAUGUUCUAACAAAUGUUCUACCACAUGUUCUACUACCUCACGUUCUAAUACAUGUUCUACCACAUGUUCUACCACACGUUCUGCUACAUGUUCUACUACCACAUGUUCUACCACAUGUUCUAAUACAUGUUCUACCACACGGUCUGCUACCACAUGUUCUAAUACAUGUUCUAUUACACGUUCUGCUACCACAUGUUCUAAUACAUGUUCUACCACACGUUCUACUACCACAUGUUCUACCAGACAUUCUACUACCACAUGUUCUAACAAAUGUUCUACUACCACACUUUCUACUACCACAUGUUCUACUAACACACGUUCUACAAUCAAUCUACCACACGUUCUACUACAUGUUCUACCAAAAGUUCUACCACAUUUUCUACCACACAUUCUACCUCAUGUUCUAACAAAUGUUCUACUACCAAACUUUCUACUACCACAUGUUCUACCACCACACGUUCUACCAGACAUUCUACUACCACAUGUUCUACUACCACAUGUUCUGCCGGAUAUUCUACUACCACAUGUUCUACCAGACGUUCUAAUACAUGUUCUACUACCACAUGUUCUACAACCAAUCUACUAAAACAUGUUCUACCUAAUGUUUUACCACACGUUCUACUACCACAUGUUCUACCAAAAGUUUUACCACAUGUUCUGCCAGAUAUUCUACUACCACAUGUUCUACCAGACGUUCUAAUACAUAUUCUACUACCACAUGUUCUACCAGACGUUCUAAUACAUAUUCUACUACCACAUGUUCUACCAAAAGUUCUACCACACGUUCUACCAGACAUUCUACUUCCACAUGUUCUACUACCACAUGUUCUGCUUCCACACAUUCUACCACCACAGGUUCUGUGGAUCAUUAUUGGCCCGAGCUCAUCAGAGGUUCUCAGACGCUGGUUCUGACUGUGUUCUGAAGGUAUUAACCAAUGAGCUGUGAGGCCGAUCAGAAUUAGACUGAGGUUCCUCCCUCGGCCCGGUUCUGCCCAUUAUGGUUCUAACCUCCAGACUAAACGUGUCUUUAUAUCUGAACAUAAUGUUUCUGAAGACGCCACAAAUACAGAAAACAAAGACUUUUAUUUUGAAAUUACAAACAGGCUUCCUGUUCAGUUAUUUACAGCUGAAAGAAAAAAUACAAUAAAAUGUAUAUAAAAAACAAAAA
Molecule: messenger RNA, 2896 nt
Organism: Sebastes umbrosus (honeycomb rockfish)
Lineage: Eukaryota; Metazoa; Chordata; Actinopteri; Perciformes; Sebastidae
Exons: 2
Coding region: 1-1422 (473 amino acids)
Source: RefSeq, a predicted model, not a curated record